Spea bombifrons (plains spadefoot toad) is the source of this 2791-nucleotide messenger RNA. RefSeq names its product interleukin 17 receptor A (gene IL17RA). Gene Ontology annotation, molecular function: interleukin-17 receptor activity. The record is from RefSeq and is a predicted model, not a curated record. Lineage: Eukaryota; Metazoa; Chordata; Amphibia; Anura; Pelobatidae. The transcript has 12 exons. The coding region runs from base 96 to 2357 and encodes 753 amino acids.
ACGAGGAAGUUGUCAGGUGCGGGAAACCGGCGGCCAACGCGGAAGCUGCGACCUGUGGGUGUUUAGGUGGCGCAGACCCCCUUCACGGGUGGGCCAUGGCUCGUGGGCUGCGUGGCUCGCUGUCCGUGAUUCUUUGCUUGUGGAUAUCUGCGGUUAUCGGUGAUGGAAAAGCCCUCAGAGUCCUCCGGAACCGGGAGACCAACUGCUCCCAGGCAGGGAUCGCAUGUACGAUACACGAAAGUAGCUGCCUGGACUUCAGUUGGCUACGGCCUUAUGAUUGGACCCCGUCUGCUCCUUCAAGCCUGGAGGUGAAGCCAGUGUUGGGUAUGGAUGACCGAGGACAAAGCGUACCGGUUCUGGAGAUUAAUUGGACAUUGUCAGCCGACUCCAGCAUACGGAAUCUCCAGGGCGUCGAGGUCGAGGUCAUACAGAUCAGCACCAGCCGACAAAACUGUGUCCAGUUUCACUUCUUAGAACAAUUCCCCAAACAAGUCAACUUUGAGAAUAAGCCGUGGCGAUUCUCCUUCAAAGACUUUGAGGUGGAACACAGCCAGACGUACCUCGUGUCGGUUCAGAACCUUCCCAGACUGAGCGAUGUGAACAGCUUAGCGAAGACCGUCACCGUUCCAAGCUGCAGUAACCAGACGCUGAUGACCGAUUCCUGUUGUCAACAUGGGUAUUGUUGGAAGCCGAAUAUCAGCAUAGAAAGAAUUGGUGACGAAUUACUGGUCAGUUUUGAUCCGUGGGACGAGGCCGACUUCUAUCGCAUACAAGUAAAGAAUAUCAAAAUCUCGAGGCUUAACAGAAAUAUGGAGAUAAAACCGGUAAAUAACGCUCUGCGGCUGAACGCGUCGUGUUUUGUCACCGGGAUCAGCCCUCUCUGCUGGUUUCGUGUUCAGCUUUGGGCUGUCACGCCGUUCUGUUCCUCCGACUGCAUCAGAAAGGAUUUCGCGUUAGAUUGUCCACCAGUCACGGAGACCACCCCGGAGACCACCACUCCGCCGCCCGGGCCGACAAGACUCGCGCGCAUAUGGGCCUCUGUAGCAGCCGCCAUUAUUCUGGCUUUCAUUGCUCUUGCCCUGUUAUGCUGCGUACGCCGAAAAGAACCUGACAAAAGUGACAACGAGAAAGAAACCCCCGCCAUCUUGCCCGUAGUGAAGAAAGUGUGGCUGGUGUACUCUGCGGAUAGUAGUCUCUACGUGAACGUGGUGAUCAAGCUGGCGGACUUUCUGAAGGUGGCUUGGGGCAUGGAGGUCAUCCUGGACCAGCAGCACCUCAGCGACAUCGGGGUGGCCGGGGCCUUGACCUGGCUAAGCCGCCAGAAGGCAGACAUAGAGAAAACGAAGGGCACGAUCCUCGUUCUUUGCUCCCGAGGAGCGCAGGAGAAAUGGAAAGCCAUGCAAACGAGGGAAAAGCCACGAGUGUCACUGAGACAGGACAGAGAGAACCUCCUGGGAGACCUCUUCACGGCUGCCCUCUCCCUUAUCGUCCCCGAUUUCCAGAAAGGUUUGCACUACGAGCGAUACGUCGUGGCGUAUUUCGAUCAGCUGAGUAAUUCCGCCGACGUCCCUUCGUUAUUUAAUAUUUGCCCCCUGUAUAACUUAACGCAAGACCUUCAAGACGUGUUCUUUCGAAUCCAGAGGCAGGAGAGGCAUCAGCCGUCGGUAGAAUUUUCGGCUCCCCAAGAACUGGCCCCUGGCUACGAAAGCCUGAAAAAAGCUGUGUCGAGGUGCAAGACCUGGCAAGAAAAACACUUGGAUUGGUUUGAGAACGAAUGCUCGAUGAAACCCGCAGAAGAUCGGCGGGAUGAGUAUGAAGAAGAGACUGAAGAAAGUCUUACUCGCAGGGUGAAUCCCGUCAUCAGCUAUUGUGAAGGUCCCGUUACCAUGGUAAUCCCUAAAAUCAACGAACCUCACCGUUCCGAGGCGGUAAAACCCAUGAUUGUUGAUGGACCUCUAAGCGUCCAAGUGCAGACUGUCCUAUGUAGGGAUGGGGCGUCCUUACAAACGGUACAUCCCUUGUCGGAUCCGUGGGACGCGCUUAUACAGCAACAGCGGCCGCUCUUUGAGGAGAGAGGCCUCGUGGGCGACCGGAACGGAUUCAUCGUCCGGGAUCCGGCCCCUUACUUACAACAAGACUUUUCCGAGGAGGCUCUGGAGGAGGCGUCCGUACGGCUUUUUGAGAUGUUCCGGCGGAACUCUGUAGACGCCGUCGAGAUGUCCUUCCGGAACGAACCGUCCGUAGAGGUGCCAAAUAAACCGCUGGAGCACUCUGACGAAGGAUACUUGUCGUGGAACUCAGCCGGGAAGACGGGAGCCUCCCAGAAGGUGCCACUCAUGCUGGCCCAACAGAACUAAAGGGAAAUGGGUCGCCGGCCAUUCCAUAUAUUAAUAUUAAACUGUUAAUAUUAUUAUCUAUGUAUAAUAUUUGAAUGAUUUCUUUAAUUACCGGUAAUGCUAAUUAUGUAAUAUACCUUUUGACAUAUAGUUGCUGUAACACUCAAUAUGAUUUUAUACAUCUUAGGUACGAUAGAAUUUCUUAAAAAUCAAGUUUAUAGAGAAGAUUAAAAAAAAUACCUACAAGGUACAUUUACUAAACUUUGUAAGCGGGAUGAUAUUAAUACAUUUUUUCAUAAAUUAGGUUUUAAAUGUAUUAUUUCAUAUCAAUUUGGUUUGUAACUGAUGCAUUAACAAUUAAUUUUCUUAAAAAGGCCCAAUUGUUUCUAUUUAAAUUUUUAUAUAUCAUAAUUUGAUGAUAUAAUUAUAAUGUGAUUUGUUUUCUUUAAUUAUUG